AAAAGGGAAAUACCGAAAUCCGGGAAACCACUGUAACAACGCAUACGCAUGGAAAGAAGGGAAGGAUGAUCAAUCUUGCAAGAGAAGAAAGAGUUUGUAAUUACUCGAACUAGCUAGUUUGUUAUAACCGUUUCCCGCCAUUUUCCGCUCCCUUUUCUUCUAUAAAUAUGUAUCUUCUGAAAAACGGUUUCAUUUUCCAUUUUCCAUUUUCUCUCUUCACACGAAUUUUCACUCUGAAUCCAUUUUCUCUACUACUCUUCACUGAAAAUGAGUAUCCGAAAACUGAGUUACGAAGAAUCACGGCCACUCUAUUCGCUUCUCAAUCAAGACCAGCGUCCACUCAAUGAGAUCCUCGCCGAGUUCGAUUCAACCUUUCCUCAAGAACGCCGUUACGAUCUCUGUUCAUACCUUGUCAGGAUUCUUAAGGACAACAGGUUACUCAACACAACAGAGCGGUUAAUUGGUUUUGCGCUUUUGAUUGAGGCCUAUUCGGCCAAGAAGUCAGGUUCAAAUCCCUUCAUAAACCUCAUCAAACAUGUAAGCUACUUUUUGCACUGCUACAACUGUUUUGCUCAUCUGGUCGAGGGUUAUUCAUCUGUGAAUUCAACCUCAAAUCCAUUCAUAGAUUUCAUCAGAAGUGCUUCCUAUCAUGAAGGGUCCAAAAAUGUUGAGAAGGCAUUUAUUAUGCACCUAAUUGAUGGCUCCCUUAAUGACACAGAGUUUCUUAAACAGUCUGCAUCAGAUUAUGUGACAAGAUUUGAGCAUCAUGACCCUAAUGAUCGCAAGCUUUGGUGGGACUAUGGUAUGUGCAUUGAUACUGGUAGAAGGGCUGCAUUAAGGAAAUUGAUUGCAAAAGCUCUAAAUGAAGCUCUUACAUCUCGACAACAAGAGGAUUUCCUAGUGGCUCUUGCAAGGGAUCCAGAGAUUAGAUAUCACCGUGGACUUUUUGGUGAAACGAUUUAUCACUGUGGACUGACUCCAAGAAAGUUUCAGGAACUGGUGGAAAAAAAUCCUCGAAUUGCUGUUGAAAUUCUUGCUAAUCUGAUAAAAUCUCCUUACAAAUCAGAAGAAUACCUGACAGCACUUUGCGAUAUGGGCUUGAAUCUACAUUCAAUGGAAGUUAUGAAUGGGCUUAUAACAGCAGUUGUACCAGAGUCAGAAUUCUUUCAGUCAGAAUACUUUCAGAUGUACAUAACUACUUGUAUUUCAUCCUGUAUGAACUUCAAGGAUGAUGAACCCAUGCAGAACAGGCUUGUGAAACCUUUUUGUACUUUACUGACCGACCUGGUUCGGAAAAAAAUUGUCAAUGUUGCAGCUAUAAAUGAUGAAGUUAACGCGUUGUGCGGACAAUUUGAAGAGGCCUCAUUUUCACUAAUGAUGGAGUUGUUGGCGCCAUCACUUGUUGCCUGGCUAAAAAAUCAUGAAUUGCCCGGCUAAGAUACUUUCUUUGUGUGAUUGUUUGUUUUGUCAUACAAACAAAACAAGUGUAACAGAUUUGGCACUAUGUUGUGAUAAAGAUUAACUUUGAAUUUGCUUUCAAAAUCUUAACCUUAACAAUGCUACUCACAUUUGAGAUAUACAAUCCUUGUUCAUUUGAAGAACAC
Trifolium pratense (red clover) is the source of this 1604-nucleotide messenger RNA. RefSeq lists its product as uncharacterized. The coding region runs from base 268 to 1437 and encodes 389 amino acids. The record is from RefSeq and is a predicted model, not a curated record. The transcript has 9 exons. Lineage: Eukaryota; Viridiplantae; Streptophyta; Magnoliopsida; Fabales; Fabaceae. Gene Ontology annotation, cellular component: CCR4-NOT complex. Gene Ontology annotation, biological process: mRNA catabolic process; negative regulation of translation.